UGAGCGAACGAGUUCGACGAAUCGCACACGAAUUUUGUUAAACAUACUAUAGGUCUAAUUUUCUGUUGAACUAUACGGUAUAAUAUAUGCGUAAUAUAAUACGAAGUCAAUUAUCAAUAAUCGCCAUGUACCGACGAAGUGAAUGGUUUUGGGUUGCAUUGGGCUUGCUGUUCAUCGUCUCGUGGCAUCCUCCGGUCACGGCGUCGGUCAUUUGGAAACCACACACCACCGAUCAAACGGACAUGCUGGACCUGUUAAGAUUCGUCCUUUUGAAUGACAACGAAUGGAAAAAAGUUCUCCAGCAGCAUGUCAAAAAAGAUAUGAUCCAAAUUUCUGCAUACCACGACACCGAUGUGAUCAAAGCCGAAUUACACCUCGUCGACGAGAACGAGGAGCUUAUCGAGGCAGGACCGAUAUUGAAAAAGGUUCUUGACGAGUACUCGUGGCUCGGCACGUACGUGGAAUUCGCGUCACGCACGUUGAGCAUUGCGUUCAUGUGCUAUACGUACACCAACAUCUUGCUAGUCGUGGAGAUGAUGUUGAUCAUGGAGUUUAAGUACCAGGACGAAAAGGAGAAAUAUCCGAAAGGGAUACAAGAAACACGAAAGGAGAUUCUGAUGGACACGUUGUCCGCAUACGUCAUGCUUGUGGAUAAGUUGGCCGCUGUGCAUGGUCGUCUGGACUUGAUGGGUGAAGUUUUGUAUCUGUACGAUGAGAGCAUAUACUCAAACAGAAACGCUCACAUGUUGGUGAUGCAUAGUAUGUCAGUAUCAAUUAGUGAACAGAUCUCUCGUAUGUGCAAACAACCCAAACGAGAACAAGUAUUUUUUAACUUGGGAUUUACUCGCGUCAAGGGUGAAUUGAAUAGCAGUUCUACCAAAAUAAUUCACGUUGCAUCAGCUAUCAAACAAGUCAUCCACCGUAUUAUAUAUAUAUAUGGAAAUUUCAAAAUUCAAUCAAUGCAAUUGAAUACAUGGAAACAAAUUCUAAAUUAUCAACAUCCUGUCAACCAAGAUAUAGAUCCAUUUAUAAUUAAAGAAAACUUACCAUAUGAUGGAACUUUAAUACACAUUUUAAGAAAAGGUAAAACUACUCAGGACUCAAAUUCGAAAAACGCACCAUUUGAAAUGGUUGCAGAAGAAAUCAAAAGAGAAAGGAGAAAAAAGAAAGAAGAGAGAAGAAAGGAAAAUAUAAAUAAUAAAGACAAAUAAAAGGAAAAAUAGAAAAAAGACAAAAAGUACCAAAUGAAAUGAUAGACCCAGUUUUGAAAAAAAAAUACAGUGAUAAUAAUUAUUAUACUAUACGUUGACUUUAUUUCUUCUUUUCGGUUGUUAUUUUAAAUUAAAAUUAUAUUGUUGAAAUAAAUGUUUUUUAAUCCAUAUAUAAUCCAAAUUAUCAGCAGACCUGAUUGUUAGUUAUUCGCUAUACCAAUUGAAUAUAAUUUAA
Messenger RNA from Sipha flava (yellow sugarcane aphid), 1446 nucleotides. RefSeq lists its product as uncharacterized. The record is from RefSeq and is a predicted model, not a curated record. The transcript has a single exon. The coding region runs from base 87 to 1211 and encodes 374 amino acids. Lineage: Eukaryota; Metazoa; Arthropoda; Insecta; Hemiptera; Aphididae.